Cariama cristata (Red-legged seriema) is the source of this 453-nucleotide messenger RNA. It is a transcript of the gene BSND, whose product is annotated as barttin CLCNK-type chloride channel accessory beta subunit. Gene Ontology annotation, cellular component: basolateral plasma membrane. The record is from RefSeq and is a predicted model, not a curated record. Gene Ontology annotation, molecular function: chloride channel regulator activity. Gene Ontology annotation, biological process: chloride transport. The annotation marks the transcript as partial. NCBI's taxonomy places the organism in Eukaryota, Metazoa, Chordata, Aves, Cariamiformes, Cariamidae. The transcript has 4 exons.
AUGGCCGAGGAGAAGACCUUUCGUUAUGGGUUCAUCGUGCUGGGUUUCUUCCUGGUGAUGACGGGGAUGUUCAUCAUGAGUGUGGAAAAACCUCAGAUUUACAUCACCUUCUGCGCCCUGGGCAUCNNNNGGGCGGCCGUGGCGCUGAUCUGGGCGCUCUGUGUUUAUUUCCCCCCCCAGAUAACAUUCAUCCCCGUGGACCUCGAAGCUGAGCGGUUCCUGGACCACAAACCCAUCAUCCUGUCCGAGCGGGAUGCCCGCUUGCAGGCACCCUGCCCCAACCAAGAGGCCACCAGCACCUACGAGAAAAGCCUGCCAUCCUACGAGCAGAUCCAGAGGCGGGCGGUGGGCUCGGCACAGCCCAGGCCCCGCAGCUUCUUCCAGCCGGCCAUGCAGGCGAAAGCAGAGGUUCACUGGGAGGUGGGGGGUGCUGGAGACCCCCCCCGCGAACCG